AUGACAAUAAUACAGACGAAGAGGAUCAAGAAGUUAAGAAGAAAGAAUCUAAAAAAAGAAAAGGUGAAGCAUCGAAUAAGAAAAAAUAACAAGAAGACUCCAAAGUCUGAUGAUGCGAAAAGUAAAAAGGAUAGCUAUUCUGCAGAUGAGGAAGAGGAAGAAAUAAAAAAUAAAUCCUCCAAAAAGAGAAAAGUCGAGCAAAAUAAGAGGGAGGAAAAGAAAACCCCGAAGUCUGAAGCCAAACUUGACAGGCGGUCUGAAGAUAACAUAUCUGUAGCUUCUCGCGCUUCUAGCAUUGGUCGUCGUUCUCCGUCAACUUCAUCUCAACAACGUAACGUGGAAAAUACGCGAUCCACUUCCAGCCGAAAAUCAAAGGAAAGGCUCAGAAAUCAUAGCUGA
Messenger RNA from Homalodisca vitripennis (glassy-winged sharpshooter), 399 nucleotides. RefSeq names its product nucleolar protein 58-like. The transcript has a single exon. The record is from RefSeq and is a predicted model, not a curated record. Lineage: Eukaryota; Metazoa; Arthropoda; Insecta; Hemiptera; Cicadellidae. The coding region runs from base 1 to 399 and encodes 132 amino acids.